GCACACAGACAGUGCACAGGCAGGUAGUCAGCCAGGAAAGUAAUUCGACAGAAACCGACAGAGCAGUCCACACGUCACCUCCCUGGGCUGGGGCUCGGUGAGGGGCUGGGACUGAUCUGACGCUGCUCCCGGACUCAUUGCAGUGGAAGGUACGGGAGAGGCGGGUGGAGGCAUGGAAAUCCAUGCAUGGCUCUGUCUCCUUUCACAUCAGCAUUAUCAAAGCCAACGUGACUGCGCUGUUCGUGUUUGUGCAAUGAAGCACAGUUAGGUUCUUGUGUAAACACAAAAUCAAAGAAGAGGAGGCCUUUCACAGUUAAUGCACUGAUGGCUCCAGAGUGACAUGCCAUGGCUUUAAUGAUCCCCCCGGUAAAACUGAAAUGGCUGGAGCACCUAAACAGCUCAUGGAUCACGGAAGACAGCGAGUCAAUAGCCACACGGGAGGGAGUUUCGGUGCUCUACUCAAAGCUGCUAGCCAACAAAGAGGCUGUGCUGCUCCCACAGCAAGUGCUUUGUCUGAAGGGUCCCCAGCUGCCAGACUUUGAGCGUGAAUCCCUCUCCAGCGAUGAGCAGGAACACUACCUUGAUGCUCUGCUCAGCAGCCAGCUGGCCUUGGCCAAGAUGGUCUGCUCUGACUCUCCUUUCGCUGCUGCCCUGCGUAAACGUGUGCUGGUGCUCCAGCGCAUCUUCUACGCACUUUCCAACAAGUACCAUGAUAAGGGAAAGGUCAAGCAGCAGCAGCACUCACCAGAGAACAACUCUGGCUCCACAGACCUGCACUCUGUCAGUGAGCGGCCGCGCUCCAGCACCGACGCGCUCAUUGAGAUGGGGGUCCGCACAGGCCUCAGCCUCCUCUUUGCAUUGCUGCGGCAGAGCUGGAUGAUGCCCCCUCCUCCCACUUCUGGUGUUCCAGGUGGCAGCAUAAACUUGUGCAAUGAUGUCAUUCACACAGCCAUCGAUGUGGUUAGCUCCUUGCCGCCCCUCUCUCUGGCCAAUGAGAGCAAGAUCCCACCAAUGGGUCUGGACUGCUUGGCCCAGGUCACCACUUUUCUUAAGGGAGUGACCAUGCCAAACUCUGGGGCAGAUAUUUUGGGGCGGCGGCUCGCCUCAGAGUUGCUGCUAGGUCUGGCUUCACAGCGGGGGUCGCUGCGUUACCUGCUGGAGUGGAUUGAGAUGGCUUUGGCCGCUUCAGCUGUGGUCAGUACUAUGGAGCAGUGUCAGGUGCUGCAGAACCAAGAAGGCCUCAUCGGCUAUGAUUGUUUCAUGAACAUUCUCAUGCAGAUGAGACGCUCUUUGGGCUCCUCAGCAGAUCGCAGCCAGUGGAGGGAACCAACACGCACCUCUGACGGACUGUGCUCAUUAUAUGAAGCAGCACUUUGUCUGUUUGAAGAAGUGUGCAGAAUGGCAUCAGACUACUCUCGCACCUGUGUCAGCCCGGACAGCAUUCAGACCGGAGAGGCCCCCAUGGUGUCGGAGACCUGUGAGGUGUAUGUGUGGGGCAGUAACAGCAGUCAUCAGCUGGUAGAGGGCACACAGGAGAAGAUUCUGCAGCCCAAGCUGGCCCCCAGCUUCGCUGAUGCACAGACAAUUGAGGCAGGUCAGUACUGCACUUUUGUUAUCUCUUCUGACGGUUCUGUUCGGGCCUGCGGGAAGGGAAGCUACGGUCGUUUGGGUCUGGGAGAUUCAAACAAUCAAUCAACUCUUAAGAAACUGACCUUUGAACCCCACCGUGCAAUCAAGAAGGUGUCGUCAUCCAAGGGCUCGGACGGUCAUACACUGGCCUUCACUACUGAGGGUGAGGUGUUCAGUUGGGGUGACGGCGAUUAUGGCAAACUGGGUCAUGGGAACAGCUCGACUCAAAAGUACCCCAAACUGAUCCAGGGGCCUCUACAAGGAAAGGUGGUGGUGUGUGUGUCUGCCGGCUACAGACACAGUGCCGCAGUCAGUGAGGAUGGAGAGCUGUACACGUGGGGAGAGGGAGAUUUCGGAAGAUUGGGACAUGGUGACAGCAACAGUCGAAACAUUCCUACACUUGUUAAAGACAUCAGCAAUGUUGGAGAGGUGUCCUGUGGUAGCUCCCAUACGAUUGCAUUGUCAAAAGAUGGGCGCACUGUGUGGUCCUUUGGUGGAGGAGACAAUGGAAAACUAGGUCAUGGUGAUACUAAUCGGGUCUACAAGCCCAAAUUGGUGGAAGCCCUGCAAGGAAUGUUCAUCAGGAAAGUGUGUGCAGGAAGCCAGUCAUCACUUGCCUUAACGUCUACUGGACAGGUGUAUGCUUGGGGCUGUGGUGCUUGCCUGGGAUGUGGAUCUUCUGAGGCCACAGCACUGAGACCCAAACUAAUUGAGGAGUUGGCCACCACCAGAGUGGUAGAUAUCUCCAUCGGGGACAGUCACUGCCUGGCUCUGUCACAUGAUAAUGAAGUGUAUGCAUGGGGGAACAACUCCAUGGGCCAGUGUGGUCAAGGGAAUUCCACAGGGCCAAUCACUAAACCCAAGAAGGUCGUGGGUCUGGAUGGAGUGGCCAUUCAGCAGAUUUCAGCUGGUACCUCUCACAGUCUGGCCUGGACUGCUCUGCCCAGAGACAGGCAAGUGGUGGCUUGGCAUCGACCCUACUGUGUUGACUUAGAAGAAAGCACCUUCUCCCAUUUGCGCUCCUUCCUUGAGCGUUACUGUGAUGGCAUCAAUAGUGAAGUUCCGCCUCUUCCCUUCCCCUCAUCCAGGGAACAUCAUAACUUCCUCAAGUUGUGCCUUCGGCUUUUGUCCAAUCAUCUGGCUCUGGCUUUAGCGGGAGGCGUUGCCACCAGUAUUUUGGGUCGGCAGGCCAGGCCCCUCAGGAACCUGCUCUUCAGACUGAUGGACUCCUCUGUACCAGAUGAGAUUCAAGAGGCUGUGAUUGAGACUCUGUCUGUGGGAGCCACCAUGCUGCUGCCUCCACUGAGAGAGAGGAUGGAGCUGCUCCACUCUCUGCUGCCACAGGGUCCUGACAGAUGGGAGAGUCUCUCCAAAGGACAGAGGAUGCAGCUAGACAUUAUCCUGACCAGUCUACAGGACCACACCCAUGUGGCCUCACUCCUUGGAUACAGCUCUCCUGCUGAUGGACCUGAAGUCCUUUCUUCUGGUCCAGGAUUUACAGCUUCCCCAGAUCCCAACUACAGUAGCCCAGCCAGCCAUCCUGACACUCACCUAGCUGAGAUCCUUAUGAAGACCCUGCUCAGGAACCUGGGCUUUUACACAGAUCAAGCAUUUGGGGAACUAGAGAAGAACAGCGAUAAACUGCAGCAAGGCAUGUCGUCUUCUGACAGCAGCCAGCCAGCUCACCUCCAUCAGCUCCUCUGCUCUCUGCAAAAGCAGCUGUUAGCAUACUGCCACAUUAACUCUGUCACUGAGAACUCCAGCAGCGUGGCUCUGCUCCACAAACAUCUGCAGCUCUUGCUGCCUCAUGCCACAGAUAUUUUCUCCCGCUCAGCCACAUUGAUUAAAGAGAGUUCUUGGAAUGGCAGCAUCCGAGAGAAGCUGCAAGAUGUGAUCUACGUGUCAGCAGCAGGCAGUAUGCUGUGUCAAAUCAUCAACUCUUUGCUGCUGCUUCCUGUGUCAGUGGCCCGGCCUCUGCUGAGCCACCUGCUGGACCUUUUACCCCCUCUAGAUCGUCUUAACAGACUGCUGCCUGCAGCAUCCCCUCUGGAGGACCAGGAGCUGCAGUGGCCUCUUCACGCAGGUACGUCAGACUUUGCUGAGCCAGCUUCAGGCAUGUCACUGCCACAGCCAGCAAUGUCCUGGGUGUGGCUUGUGGACUUGGAGAGGACUGUGGCUCUGCUUGUUGGCCGUUGCCUUGGGGGGAUGUUGCAGGGAGCCCCCACCUCACUAGAGGAACAGGAUACUGCCUACUGGCUCAAAACCCCCCUCUUCAGUAAUGGCUUAGAGAUGGACAUCCCCCAGCUAGACACCUGCAUCAGCUCAUUAUUGGAGGCAGCUCUGUCUGGUAAUGAAGAGCAGAAGCCCUUUGAUUGCACAUUGCGUCCAGACUUGAGCGUCCUGGUAGAUCUGGCUUUGGGCUCCUCUAAAGAACCUGCAAACAGCCUCUGGAUCAACAUUCAGGAUUAUGCCAUCAGCAAAGACUGGGACAAUGCAUCUCUCAGUAAUGAGUCCCUGUUGGACACGGUGUCCAGGUUUGUUUUGGCAGCAUUACUAAAGCACACAGGUCUACUAGGACAAGCCUGCGGAGAAGGAAGAUACCAGCCAUCUAAAUCACUAGCAGAGGUCUAUCGCAAUGUUUACAAAGUACGGAAUCGCUUGCUGGCCUGUAAGAAUAUGGAUUUCAUCCAGACACGAUCCUCUUCACGAGAGAGGAGGAUUUCAGACAAUCAGGAUUCUCUGGACAUGGACCCUCAGGAGCACUCAUUCACACGCACCAUCGAUGAGGAGGCUGAACUAGAAGAGAGGGCAGAUCGAGAAAGAGAGGAGGGCCAUCAGGAACAAGAUGAUGAGGAGGAAGACAGGGAACAUGAAGUCAUGACAGCAGGGAAAAUCUUUCAAUGUUUCCUCUCAGCGCGGGAGGUAGCUCGCAGUCGAGGAAGAGAGCGGGCUAGCAGCAGCACCGGACUGGGCUCCGGAUCCUUGUCCAGGACUGGAGGAGGUGGCGGUGGUGGAGGAGGAGAAGAUGACAGCAUUUUGUCUCAGGAAGGGAGGAGGGUCAGCACUGGUCUUCCAGAGGGUCAAGACCUGUAUACAGCAGCCUGUAACUCUGUGAUUCACCGCUGUGCUCUGCUGGUUCUUGGGGUCAGUCCUGUUCUGGGAGAACUGACCAAGCAGAACCAUGAGGACAGCCAGACCCAGUCUGCUACAGGAACACAGGAAUGUUUGAGCUUCAUGACGAGGAGUGAGAGUCUGAGUGCAGAGAGUCGUUCAGUGCAGAGCAGCCCCAGCUACAGACUGAUGAAGUCCAGAAGCGAGUCUGACCUCUCCCAGCCUGAGUCAGAUGAAGAGGGCUACACUCUGAGUGGUAGAAGAAAUGUUGACCUGGAUUUGGCAUUCUCUCACAAAAAGAGAGGCCUUCUUCACAGCUCACCGGACUCUCUGGCUGAGUCUUGGUUCCGGGCCAAACUCAGUCGCCAGCGGAGCUACAGCUCAGCUUAUUCCUAUGAGGAGUCAGAUCUUGAUUUGAGCCGCUCACUGGGGAUUCAUGCCCUCAUUGACAACAUGGUCAGCUUCAUCAGUGGUGAUGUGGGUCUAGCUCCCGCCUUCAGGGAACCCGAAGAAAGCAUGUCCACUAGCCCACAGGCAACCAUUCUAGCAAUGGAACAGCAGCAGAGCAGAGCAGAGCUGCGGUUGGAGGCGCUCCAUCAGAUCGUAGUGCUGAUCUCUGGGAUGGAGGAGAAGGGCAGUCAGCCUGGAAAUGCAGAUCGGUCCAGCAGUGCAUUCCAGUCCUCAUCCCUGCUCACCUCCGUCAGGUUGCAGUUCCUGGCUGGUUGUUUUGGUCUCGGUACCGUGGGCACCGGAGGGCUGAAGAGAGAGAGUGUCCAGCUGCAUCACUACCAAGAUGGCAUAAAAGCAGCCAAGAGAAGCCUUCAGGUGGAAAUCCAAACUGCUGUUCAUAAGAUUUACCAGCAGCUGUCAGUCACAUUGGAAAGAGCACUGCAAGCAAACAAACACCACAUAGAAGCCCAGCAGCGUCUCCUGCUGGUGACUGUGUUUGCCCUCAGUGUUCGCUACCAGCCAGUGGAUGUGUCCCUGGCCAUCUCUAGUGGACUGCUCAACGUGCUGUCCCAGCUAUGUGGCACAGAGACCAUGCUGGGUCAGCCCCUCCAGUUGCUGCAGAAACCUGGAGUGUCCCAGCUCAGUACAGCCCUUAAAGUGGCCUCUACACGACUGCUGCAGAUUCUAGCCAUUAGCACCGGAACAUAUGCUGACAAGCUGAGUCCCAAAGUUGUCCAGUCACUCCUGGACUUACUCUGCAGUCAGCUAAAGAACCUGCUGUCUCAGGCAGGAGUUAGUCUCCUCUCUGUUGGGAAAGACCAAGAAGACAAGAAACAUGAAGAUGGGGCUGACUCGGAAAAGAAGGACUUCAGAGCUUUACUGCGAAAACAGCACACAGCAGAGUUGCAUCUUGGGGACUUCUUAGUCUUCCUACGGAGAGUGGUGUCCUCCAAAGCCAUCCAGUCCAAGAUGGCCUCCCCAAAAUGGACUGAAGUGCUGCUCAAUGUUGCUGCACAAAAAUGCUGCUCAGGUGUCCCUCUGGUGGGAAACUUAAGAACUCGCCUUCUAGCACUCCAUGUUUUGGAAGCUGUCUUGCCCGCCUGUGAAGCAAACAUGGAGGAUGACCAGAUGACACAGGUCGUGGAGCGCCUGUUCUCUCUACUGUCUGACUGCAUGUGGGAAGCUCCAGUUGCUCAAGCCAAGCACUCGAUCCAGAUUAAAGAAAAAGUUCAAGAACUCAAAUUACAGGGAGAGGCAGAGGAGGAGGAUGAAAAUCUUCCAAUCCAGGAAGUGUCCUUUGACCCAGAGAAGGCUCAGUGCUGUGUGGUUGAAAAUGGCCAGGGGUUGACACAUGGCAGUGGGGGAAAAGGCUAUGGCCUGGCCUCAACUGGAAUCUCCUCUGGCUGCUACCAGUGGAAGUUUUACAUUGUGAAGGAGAACCGAGGCAAUGAGGGAACAUGCGUUGGAGUUUCACGAUGGCCAGUGCACGACUUCAACCACCGCACCACGUCAGACAUGUGGCUCUAUCGGGCGUACAGUGGCAACCUUUAUCACAAUGGAGAACAAACACUGACACUCAGCAGCUUUACACAGGGAGACUUCAUCACCUGUGUCCUGGACAUGGAGGCCAGAACCAUCUCAUUUGGCAAGAAUGGAGAGGAGCCAAAGUUGGCAUUUGAGGAUGUGGAUGCCACAGAGCUUUAUCCCUGUGUAAUGUUUUACAGCAGCAACCCUGGAGAGAAGGUUAAGAUUUGUGAUAUGCAGAUGCGGGGCACACCUCGAGACCUUUUACCUGGUGACCCAGUCUGCAGCCCCAUGGCCACAGUCCUGGCCGAGGCCACCACACAGCUGAUCCGCAUCUUACAUCGCACUGACCACUGGACCCACCGAAUCAACAAGACCAUGACUGAGCGGCUUCACAAGAUCAAGCCCUGCUUUAAAGAUUCGGCGAGUGCUUCUGGCAGCAGUGGAGGUCAGAGGCUGAAAAAGAGUCGCUCGGUGCAGAGUCGUGAAGAGCAUGACGCUCAGAAAGACAGUCAAGAAGCACCCACGAGACCAGAGGAGGAGAGGGGUCGCCAUGGGCGGCAGCACGGCCUCGGGGAGCUGUCGGAGCACCACCUGAGGACACUGUGCACAGAGGUGUGGCCUGUGUUGGCUGUGAUUGGGGGAGCAGAUGCUGGUCUUCGUGUCGGUGGCCGAUGUGUGCACAAGCAGACAGGUCGACAUGCUACGCUGCUGGGGGUGGUGAAGGAGGGCAGCACUUCAGCCAAGGUGCAGUGGGAUGAGGCAGAGAUCACCAUCAGCUUCCCAACUUUCUGGUCGCCUAGUGACACUCCAUUAUACAACCUGGAACCCUGCGAGCCGCUGCCCUUUGAUGUGGCCCGUUUCCGUGGCCUGACUGCUUCGCUACUGUUAGAUCUGACCUACCUAACCAGCAUCCAUGAGGACACCGCUGCAAAACUCAGCGCACGACGCCACGACAAGAAGCACCGCAAUGCAGCCUCUACGGGUCAUGAGCCCACCAACGCUGAAGAAAAGGCAGAGACUGAUGGACACAGCCGGAGUGAACCAAAGGAUGGUUCAUCUGGUCAGAAUGUCACAUCUGACCUACGCGUUUCCCACAGUCUGGAUGAGGUCAAAGCACAUGCAGCGCCCAACUCCAAGUCAGAGAAUGAAAUCUCCUCUGUGGUUGGGGGCGAGCCUCUGUUCAGUGCAGCGUCUCAAAAUCCUGCUGAGGGGAUCAGGAAGAAGGGCCAUGAGCACGGCUCCCGUAAUCACGAGUCCUGUCCCUCCUCCUCCUCCACCACCCAGUCUGAGAUCCACGCAGUGCAGCUGUCAUACCUCUACCUGGGAGCCAUGAAGGCCCUCAGCGCUCUGCUCAGCUGCAGCAAGUACGCUGAGCUGCUUCUCAUACCAAAGGUGUUACCGGACACAGCGGCCAGCGGGCACAAUGCUGAUCUAAAUGCCGGCACCAGUGGAAGCACAGUCGCCACCUCACCAGUGUGCCAGGAGGAGGUGGAGAUGCGGGCAGCCCUGCAGUUUCUCAUGCGCCAUAUGGUGAAGCGGGCAGUGAUGCGCUCCCCCAUCAAGCGUGCCUUGGGCCUGGCAGAUCUGGAGAGAGCACAGGCCAUGAUCUACAAGUUAGUGGUCAGUGGGCUGUUGGAGGAGCCCUGUGGAGGAAAGACUAAGCCUGGAGUGAGAAGUGAACCAGAGGGUGAGUGUGAAGGUACAGAGGGUGAGCAGUUGGCACAAACCCCAGUCACCACCAGCCCAUCAGCCUCCAGCACCACCUCCUUCAUGAGCUCAUCCCUGGAGGACACCACCACUGCUACCACGCCUGUCACAGACACAGAGACUGUGCCUGCCUCAGAGUCUCCAGGAGUCAUGCCACUCAGCCUCCUCAGGCAAAUGUUCUCCAGCUACCCAACCACCACCCUGGUUCCAACACGUCGAGCCCAGACUCCUCCUGUUUCAUCUCUGCCGACGUCUCCAUCAGAUGAAGUGGGCCGCAGGCAGAGCCUCACCUCUCCUGACUCACAGCCCACCCGACCACAAAACCGAACAGGUACCUCACUAUCAGACCCCAGCAGCAGACUGUCCACAUCUCCCCCUCCACCUGCCAUCGCUGUGCCUCUGCUGGAAAUGGGCUUCUCCCUGCGGCAGAUCACCAAAGCUCUGGAAGCCACUGGUGCUCGAGGAGAAGCUGAUGCUCAGAACAUCACUGUGCUGGCCAUGUGGAUGAUUGAGCAUCCUGGUACAGAGGACGAACAUGACGAGCCUCACCCCAGAGGCAGCAGCGUCAGUGGAGAUGGAUCAGACUCAACCUGUCCAGGAGCAACAGCCUCUGGAGGAGGCAAGUCUCAGGACAGGAGCUCUUACCUGUGCUCUCCUGGAGACAUCGCCAGUGCAGAUGCUUCUGAGAUGGAAGAAGGCUUUAGCGAAAGUCCUGAGGGUCUAGAGCAGGACAGUGCAUCUGCCUCAAGUGGCGCACCACUCAGAGGUCGCUCUGCAGUCGGCAGGAAACACCGCUUUGACCUGGCUGCCCGCACUUUAUUGGCCCGUGCUGCUGGACUGUACCGCUCAGUGCAGGCCCAUCACAGCCAGUCACGACGGGAAGUGUCAUCCCUCCAGCAGCAGCAGCAGCAGGACCCAGGUGCUCUGUAUGACUUCAACCUUGAUGAAGAGUUGGAAAUGGACCUGGAUGAGGAGACAAUGGAGGCCAUGUUUGGCCAGGAUCUCGCCAGCGACACUGACAUUCUGGGAAUGUGGAUCCCGGAGGUACUGGACUGGCCAACAUGGCAUGUAUGUGAGACUGACGAUCGGGAUGAAGUGGUGGUGUGCGAGUUAUGUGAGGCCAAUGUGGCAAACUUCAACCAGCACAUGAAGAAGAGUCAUCCAGGCUGUGGACGCAGUGCCAACCGCCAGGGUUACCGCAGCAACGGCUCCUACGUGGACGGCUGGUUUGGAGGAGAGUGUGGCAGUGGAAACCCGUAUUACCUGCUAUGUGGAGGAUGCAGAGAGAAGUACUUAGCCAUUAAAAGCAAGGCCAAGGUCCCCAUAGUAGAGAGGUAUAAGGGACAGGCUCCAGAUCUCCUGGGAAAGCAGGACAGUGUUUAUGAAGAGGACUGGGACAUGCUGGAUGUUGAUGAAGAUGAGAAGCUCACAGGUGAGGAAGAAUUUGAGCUUCUGGCCGGUCCGUUGGGUUUGAGCGAACGCCGGAUAGUACCAGAAGCCGUCCAGUUCCCUGACAGUGACCCACUGGGUGCCUCAGUAGCCAUGGUGACGGCCACAAACAGUAUGGAGGAGACACUGCUGCAGAUAGGCUGUCAGACGUCAGUGGAUAAGAGCUCAUCGGGCAGGGUGACCCUCGGGGAGCAGGCAGCAGCCCUGCAGAACCCCCAUGACCGAGUGAUGGCCCUCAGGAGGGUCACAGCUGCUGCCCAGGUUCUGCUGGCCCGGACCAUGGUGAUGAGAGCACUGUCACUGCUGUCUGUCAGUGGCUCUAGUUGCAGUCUCGCUGCAGGACUCGAGUCUCUGGGCCUGACUGACAUCAGGACUCUGGUCAGAUUGAUGUGUCUGGCUGCAGCCGGUCGAGCAGGUCUUUCCACAAGUCCUACGUCAGGCUCUGGCCAUGCUGAGAGGCCUCGUGGGGCUGCCAAGGCCAGCAAACCCAUCUCCUGUCUGGCUUACCUCAGCACAGCAGUGGGCUGCUUGGCCUCCAACAGUCCCAACGCUGCAAAGCUACUAGUGCAGCUCUGCACUCAGAACCUGAUCUCUGCAGCUACAGGUAUGAACCUGACCACAGUGGAUGACCCCAUCCAGAGGAAGUUCCUACCCAGCUUCCUGCGUGGUGUCGCUGAGGAGAAUAAACUUGUCACCUCGCCAAAUUUCGUGGUCACUCAGGCUCUGGUGGCCCUUCUGGCAGAUAAAGGAGCCAGGCUCAGGCCAGCUUACGACAAGGCUGAUAUGGAGAAAAGAGGUCUAAUUGCGCAUUUAUAUGCCCAUCCUUCCCAUAAUCCUUCCGCUGUAGGCCCUCUGGAGUUGGCCAACGCUCUGGCGGCUUGCUGCCUAUCAUCUAGGCUUUCCUCACAGCACCGCCAGUGGGCUGCCCAGCAGCUGGUCCGCACUCUUGCUGCCCACGACCGCGACAACAACCAGAACCGACCGCAGACUUUCGCCGACAUGGCGGGGGACCUGCGGAAGUGCUCCUUCAUCAAGCUGGAAGCCCAUCAGAGCAGGGUCAUCACAUGCGGUUGGUGCAGUAAGAAAGGCCUGCUGGCAACCAGUGGCAAUGACGGGACAGUCAGAGUGUGGAAUGUAACCAAAAACCAGUACACCCUCCAGCAAACCUGUAUCUUCAACAAGGAUGAUGGUUCUUCAGAGGAGGCAAUGUCAGGCUUGGGAUCCCCCAGUGAUCCUUGCAUGUCUCCUCUGGCCUGGAGUGUGACUGGAAAAUACCUGGCCUCCGCUAUGGAGAAAAUGGUCAACAUCUGGCAAGUCAAUGGGGGUAAGGGUCUUUUGGACGUGCAGCCUCACUGGGUGUCUGCAUUGGCAUGGCCUAAGGAGGAGGCAGAGUCUUUGUGGUGUGGCGAGCCUAAAGACAUGCUGCUGGUGGGACGAAUGGAUGGUUCCCUGGGCCUCAUUGAAGUUCUGGAUUCGUCCAGUAUGCAUCGAACUGAGCUGGAGCACUGCUACAGGAAAGAUGUGGCAGUGAUGCAUAUAGCCUGGUACAGUGAAGACAAGCCUUUUGCUGUUGGCUAUGCAGAUGGCAAACUGCUGAUAGGAUCCAAAGAGCCCUUAGAAAAAGGAGCUAUUGUGGUCAUUGAUGCACAUAAGGAGUCAAUCACCAGUAUGAAGUGGAGUCCUACUGGUCAGAUUUUACUGACCUGUGCCAAAGAGGAGACUGUGAAGCUGUGGGCCAGUCCUUACUCCCAGUGUGACUUGGGCUCUGGCUGGCGCUGCCUGCAGAGCCUUAGACACCCGUCACUAGUUAACGGUGUGGCCUGGUGCAACCUACCUGGACGUGGGCCCAAGACACUCAGCAUGCUUGCCAUAUGCUGCCAGAAUGGUCUGGUUUCAGUCUGGACUGUUCCUCAGGACAUCUCUAACUUCCCAGAAUCAUGUCCUUAUGACUCAGAAGGAUGGUGGGAGAAUGACGCAAAACUAAAAUAUGUGUCUUCCCAGUGGUCAGAAGAUGGAGCGAUGUGUGUUUUCCAGCUGAAGGGCCACAUCACCCCAGUCAGAACACUGGCCUUCAGCCCUGAUGGUCUGGCUCUGGCAUCUGGAGGAGUAGGAGGUCUCAUGAACAUCUGGUCCCUGCGGGAUGGCUCGGUUCUCCAGACAGUAGUAGCUGGUUCAGGGGCAAUCCAGAACAUAGUCUGGAUCCCAGAUGUGGGUGUAGCUGUCUGCUCCAACAGGUCUAAGGAUGUGCUGGUGGUGAACUGCUCCAAAGAAUUCAUGUCAUCCAAUCAUGUGCUAGCCACAUGUCGCACAGCUCUGAAGAAGCAGGGAGUAGUUGGUCUCAAUAUGGCGCCCUGCAUGAGGGCCUUCCUGGAGAGACUGCCUGUCAUGCUGCAGGAGCAGUACGCCUAUGAGAAGCCCCACGUGGUCUGUGGGGAACAGCUCGUCCACAGCCCGUACAUGCAGUGUUUGGCCUCCCUGGCUGUGGGUCUGCACCUGGACCACCUCCUGUGUCACCCCCCAGUGCCUCCUCACCUCCGACACUGCCCUAUAGACUCUGGCACAGCUGUGUGGAGCAUCAGUGAGUGGGCCUGGUUGGACUGUUUUUCCACCACAGUGAAGGCGGCUGAGGCUCUAGCACGAGGAGCGACCUUCCCUGAGUCUUUCUCUGUUCCAGAUCUGGAGCCUGUGCCCAAAGAUGAGAUGGCUCUGCUCAUGGAUAACAGUAAAUGGGCAUCUGGGAUGGAUGAACAGAUCAUGUCCUGGGCCACAUCUAGACCAGAGGACUGGCAUCUUGGAGGGAAGUGUGAUGUAUAUUUGUGGGGAGCUGGGCGCCAUGGCCAGUUAGCAGAGGCUGGCAGAAACAUCCUAGUGCCAACCACUGCACCUUCCUUUUCUCAGGCACAACAGGUGGUGUGUGGACAGAACUGUACCUUUGUCAUUCAGCCUAAUGGGACGGUGUUGGCUUGUGGAGAAGGCAGCUACGGCCGCCUGGGACAGGGCAACUCUGACGACCUGCACGUCCUCACUGUCAUCUCAGCGCUUCAAGGUUUUGUUGUGACUCAGCUGGUGACGUCAUGUGGCAGUGAUGGUCACUCCAUGGCUCUGACGGAGAGUGGCGAGGUGUUCAGCUGGGGGGAUGGAGACUAUGGAAAGCUGGGCCAUGGAAACAGUGACCGCCAGCGUCGACCCAGACAGAUUGAAGCAUUGCAGGGAGAGGAAGUUGUUCAGAUGUCAUGUGGGUUCAAACAUUCAGCGGUUGUAACAGCUGAUGGGAAGCUUUUCACAUUUGGAAAUGGUGAUUAUGGCAGACUUGGUCUAGGAAACACUUCCAACAAGAAGCUACCAGAAAAGGUCACUGCUCUGGAGGGCUAUCAAGUCGGUCAGGUGGCUUGUGGUUUGAACCACACAUUAGUCGUCUCAGCUGAUGGUAUGAUGGUUUGGGCUUUUGGGGAUGGAGACUAUGGAAAACUAGGCCUUGGAAACUCCACAGCCAAGUCCUCACCUCAGAAAGUGGACGUUCUAUGUGGAAUUGGCAUCAAAAAAGUGGCCUGUGGAACACAGUUCUCUGUGGCUUUAACCAAAGACGGCAAAGUUUUCACUUUUGGCCAAGAUCGUUUAAUUGGCCUACCAGAGGGCCGCGCCCGGAACCACAACCGGCCCCAGCAGGUGCCGGCUCUGUCAGGGGUCCACAUCCAGGAUGUCGCUGUGGGAGCUGAACACUCUUUGGUGCUGUCUUCCACUGGAGACGUUUACACCUGGGGCAGUAACUCCGAGGGACAGCUGGGUCUAGGCCACACUAACCACGUGAGGGAACCUACACUGGUGACGGCGCUGCAGGGUAAAAACAUCCACCAGAUCUCCGCCGGACGCUGCCACAGCGCGGCGUGGACGGCUCCUUGUGUGCCACCACGAGCUCCAGGUUCAUCUGUUCCUCUGCAGCUCGGUCUCCCUGUAGCAGUACCUCCUCAGUACAACGGCCUCAAAGAGGUGAGCAUCGAGGCCGUGAGGGCCCGCCUCCGCCUCCUCUACCACUUCUCCGAUCUCAUGUACUCCUCCUGGAGACUGCUCAACCUCAGCCCCAACAACCAGAGCUGUACAUCCCACUACAAUGCUGGCACAUGGGGGAUCGUUCAGGGACAGUUAAGGCCCCUGUUGGCUCCCAGAGUUUACACGUUACCCAUGGUGCGUUCCAUAGGAAAGACCAUGGUACAGGGCAAGAACUACGGCCCCCAGAUCACCGUCAAACGGAUCUCCACUCGGGGACGGAAGUGUAAACCAAUCUUUGUGCAGAUUGCCCGUCAGGUCGUUAAACUGAAUGCCUCAGAUCUGCGGCUUCCCUCAAGAGCCUGGAAAGUCAAACUGGUGGGGGAGGGGGCCGACGAUGCAGGGGGCGUCUUUGAUGAUACAAUUACAGAGAUGUGUCAGGAGCUGGAGACUGGAGUGGUAGAUCUGCUCAUUCCCUCCCCAAACGCCACAGCUGAGGUCGGCUACAACAGAGACAGGUUCCUCCUGAACCCAUCCGCAUGCCUGGAUGAACACAUGCUCCAGUUCAAGUUCCUGGGCAUCCUGAUGGGCGUGGCCAUUCGCACCAAGAAACCCCUGGACCUCCACUUGGCCCCCCUGGUGUGGAAACAGCUGUGCUGCAUCCCCCUGAUGUUGGAGGAUCUGGAGGAGGUGGACCUGCUGUACGUGCAGACGCUCAAAAGCAUUCUGUACAUCGAAGACAGUGGCAUCACUGAGGACAACUUCCACGAGAUGAUUCCUCUGGAUUCGUUCGUCGGGCAGAGUGCAGAUGGGAAGAUGGUGCCAAUCAUUCCAGGAGGAAACAGCAUCCCUCUGACGUUCUCCAACAGGAAGGAAUACGUGGAGAGAGCUAUUGAGUACAGGCUGCAUGAAAUCGAUCGACAAGUGGCGGCGGUGCGUGAAGGCAUGUCGUGGAUCGUUCCAGUUCCGCUGCUGUCUCUGCUAACGGCGAAGCAGCUGGAGCAGAUGGUGUGCGGGAUGCCUGAGAUCUGCUGCGACGUGUUGAAAAAGGUGGUGCGCUACCGGGAGGUGGACGAGCAGCACUCCCUGGUGCAGUGGUUCUGGCAGACUCUGGAGGAGUUCUCCAACGAGGAGCGAGUCCUCUUCAUGCGCUUCGUGUCCGGACGCUCCCGGCUGCCUGCCAACACUGCCGACAUCUCCCAGAGGUUUCAGAUUAUGAAGGUGGACAGGCCGUACGACAGCCUGCCAACCUCCCAGACCUGCUUCUUCCAGCUGCGUCUGCCUCCGUACUCCAGCCAGGCCGUGAUGGCCGAGAGGCUGCGCUACGCCAUCAACAACUGCCGCUCCAUCGACAUGGACAACUACAUGCUGUCUCGCAACGUGGACAACGCAGAGGGCUCCGACACGGACUACUGACACGGACGGCUCCACACCCACGCACACCGUAAAGAAAAACGAUGGAGUCCUGAGAUAAACGGACACGGACCGUCGCACCUGAACGCCUCACACACAAACAAAACACAAAAACAGAUGCACCGUCGUCACCGCAUCAGACGAAGGAAAUGUCAGCAGACAGGCCACUUUUUACAUCAUUUUAUGUACUCGGAAACAGAACACAUUCAGCGUUUUCAUUUCUCCUGGUGGUUUAUUAGCAGUUUUUAAAGACACAACAAUCCACAUGAGAAGUGCAUUUAGUGCUUUUUUUUUCAUGACUCCACAUCCCAUUUUCAGGGUUUCUGCAUGGAGGUAUGUUUAUUUGUUUGAAAAACGUGUAUAGAAUAUUGAAGCUGAGGCGUGUGGGUUUAAAAAAAAAAAAAAAAAAUGUACAUUGUGUAAAAUGCUUCAUUAGGAAAAUGUUUUGCAUAAUAUCCAUAUUUAUUGUUUUCAUUGCCUAUGCCGAGUUUCCCAAAGCAUACAAACAACAACAAUAAUAAAUGCUGCACAAUUCA
This is a messenger RNA of Sphaeramia orbicularis (orbiculate cardinalfish), 15806 nucleotides long. It is a transcript of the gene herc1, whose product is annotated as HECT and RLD domain containing E3 ubiquitin protein ligase family member 1. Bases 346 to 15273 code for a protein of 4975 amino acids. NCBI's taxonomy places the organism in Eukaryota, Metazoa, Chordata, Actinopteri, Kurtiformes, Apogonidae. Gene Ontology annotation, molecular function: ubiquitin-protein transferase activity; protein binding. The record is from RefSeq and is a predicted model, not a curated record. The transcript has 79 exons.